AUGACACGAGAACAAUAUAUCCUAGCAACACAACAAAACAACCUACCCAGAACCGAAAAUGCACAACUUUAUCCAGUGGGAAUUUAUGGAUGGCGAAAGAGGUGCUUAUACUUCUUUGUCCUUCUGCUGUUGGUUACCAUGAUAGUUAACUUAGCCAUGACAAUAUGGAUUUUGAAAGUUAUGAAUUUCACUGUGGAUGGUAUGGGAAAUCUGAGAGUCAACAAGAAGGGAAUCCGACUUGAAGGUAUAUCUGAGUUUCUCCUUCCAUUGUAUGUGAAAGAAAUUCAUUCCCGAAAGGAUAGUCCGCUGGUCUUACAGUCUGACAGGAAUGUCACAGUGAAUGCAAGAAAUCACAUGGGCCAACUAACUGGACAGCUGACAGUUGGGGCUGAUGCAGUGGAGGCUCAGUGUAAGAGGUUCGAGGUGAGAGCCGGCGAGGGCGGCAGGAUGCUGUUCUCUGCAGAUGAGGACGAGAUCACCAUCGGAGCCGAGAAGCUGAAGGUGACAGGCACUGAAGGAGCAGUGUUUGGACAUUCGGUGGAGACACCACACAUCAGAGCAGAACCAUCUCGAGACCUCAGGCUUGAAUCACCAACUAGAUCUUUGAUCAUGGAAGCGCCCCGUGGAGUCCGGGUGAGUGCUGCUGCCGGAGACUUCAAGGCUGCCUGCAGGAAAGACCUUCAUCUGCAGUCCACCGAAGGCGAGAUCUUCCUCGACGCGGACAGCAUCCGGCUGGGCAACCUCCCCAUCAGCGCCCCGACGUCCUCCCCGCCCAGCCCCGCCGCCCCCCGACAGACCGUGUACGAGCUGUGCGCGUGCCCCAGCGGGAAGCUGUACCUGUCCCCGGCCGGCGCGGGCUCCACCUGCCAGGCCAGCAGCCACAUCUGCCUGUGGAGCUGA
Molecule: messenger RNA, 900 nt
Organism: Perognathus longimembris pacificus (Pacific pocket mouse)
Lineage: Eukaryota; Metazoa; Chordata; Mammalia; Rodentia; Heteromyidae
Gene: Sgcz
Product: sarcoglycan zeta
Exons: 7
Coding region: 1-900 (299 amino acids)
Biological process (GO): cardiac muscle tissue development; heart contraction
Cellular component (GO): sarcoglycan complex; sarcolemma
Source: RefSeq, a predicted model, not a curated record